Messenger RNA from Paramecium tetraurelia, 1618 nucleotides. RefSeq lists its product as uncharacterized. The transcript is spliced from 4 exons. The record is from RefSeq and is a predicted model, not a curated record. Lineage: Eukaryota; Ciliophora; Oligohymenophorea; Peniculida; Parameciidae. Gene Ontology annotation, molecular function: calcium ion binding.
AUGCUUUCCUAAUCAAAUUUGACUCUAACUACUUAAAUCAGAUUAGCCACUGUUAUUCAAGCAAUCGCAUAAAACGAAUAAUUGAGUGAGAAAAGAAGAUAAAUACUAGCCUAGCUUGACAUGUUCACUGUAGAAGUUGCGUUUUUACGGUUGGAUCAAAGCAGAGUGAAUCAAUUGGCACAUACAGAUAUAAUUGAAUUUUUAUAAGACAAUAAAAUAUCCCAUUCCCAAUUUGAGGCAGCCUACCUCUUUAAGAGAUUAGAUUGGGACAGAGAUGGAAGAAUAAAAUUGGGAGAUUUUCUCUAAUACAUUUUACCAAAAAGAAAUAACACCUUAAGAGACAUCGCCAAAGCCAGAACCCCUUAUUAAAUUGAACCUGGAAUGUUAUUGCCUAACGAAGUUGAAUUGGCACUUGCUGACUUAUUUACCUAAGAAAUCAAUAAUUACAGGACAAUAAGCCAUGCAAGAUAGGCUCUAGUCAAUUCUUUAGACUACUCAACCUUGGAGGCCUUCAAAACUCUUGAUUUGUUUAACCAAGGUUUUCUGACAAAGGAAACUUUAUCCCUAUUCAUGUAAAAGUAAGGAGCCCCAUUGUUGAAUGAAGAAGUAGACUCAUUCUUUGAUGCUGUUGAUUUGGAUCAAGAUGGAAGAAUAUCCUAUAGUGAAUUGGUAGAGGCAGUUCACUUGAUGGAGCCCUUACCCUAUAGAUCAAGUGUUGUUAGGGACACAGACUAUAUUAGAGCAGUAGAAAAUAAUAGAUCACUAGAAAGACUAGCUCUGCCUAGUUAUCCUUAUUAUUUCUACCCAUACUAUCCCUAUUAUUAUCCUUAUUACUAUCCAUCUUUGAGAUUGGAAAAUGUUAGACAAAGAGAAAAUUCUCUCGAAAGAUUAAGAAGAUCAAGAUUAUAAUAGAUCGAGAGUGAAAAUAGAAUUAUUCAUUUGGAGAACGAAACAAGAAGAAGUGCUGAAAGAUAAAGAAGCGCUGAAAGAUUAAGAUAGAUUUAAGAAGAAAGUUUGAUUAGAUAAAAGCAAAUUGAGGAGUAAAAUAGAAUCAGAGAGCUAGAUAGGAUAAGAGAUGAUGACUUGAGAAGAAGCAGAGAAAGAAUAAGAUUGAUAGAAAACGAAGCAAGACUUAAGUAAAUUGAGGCCGAAAGUAGGGCAAGAGAUAUCGAAAGAGAGAAUAGAUUAUUAGUAUUAGAAAGAGAGUAGAGAAUAAGAUAAGCAGAGUUGGAAAGAGAAUUAAUAGAAAGCAAAGUUAAAUAUCAAAAUUUGGAGAGAUAAAGUUCUUUAGAGAGAUUGAGAUAACUUGAAGAUAUAAGAAGAGCAGAAUUAGAUAAAUUAAGAACAAGCUCAGCAUUGGCUUACUCUCCUUAUUAUUCCACAUACACUUCAAACGUACCAUAUUAUGAGAAAGUAUUAUAAAAAUACCCAUAUUCUUUAAUUGAUUCGAUAAAUGCUUUUAAUUCUAUAAGAAGAUAUUCACCAAUUAAUAAUAAGUCAUUGGUCUAAUCAACAAUUUACGAAAGCCCAAGUAAAAUAAAGAAGUAGGAAUUCAAGUAAAAAUGAUUAAUACAAUUUUCAUUAAUAAUCUAAAUACAUAUAUUUGUUCUAUUGCCCU